Molecule: messenger RNA, 507 nt
Organism: Neurospora tetrasperma FGSC 2508
Lineage: Eukaryota; Fungi; Ascomycota; Sordariomycetes; Sordariales; Sordariaceae
Exons: 1
Coding region: 1-507 (168 amino acids)
Molecular function (GO): diaminohydroxyphosphoribosylaminopyrimidine deaminase activity
Source: RefSeq, a predicted model, not a curated record
AUGGCGUCCUCAAUCCAACCAGGAGACCACAAGGAAUUCAUGCGCCUGGCCCUCUCCUUGGCCCAAAAGUCGCCUCCAAAACCUACCAACUACCGGGUGGGAGCCGUCGUCGUGGAUGUCCCCUCCAACACCAUUCUGGCGACCGGGUACACCUUGGAACUAGAAGGCAACACGCAUGCCGAACAAUGUUGUUUCAUGAAACUGGCCCAUCAGCAUGGUGUCCCCGAGGAGAAGCUGGGUGAGGUCCUGCCCUCAGACUUGGCUCUCUACACCACUGUUGAGCCGUGCUCCAAGCGCUUGAGCGGGAACUUGCCAUGUGUGGAGAGGGUGCUGAGGCUGGCUGGAUGUAUCAAGACGGUCUAUGUUGGGAUUCUGGAACCUGAAAAAUUUGUUCAGGAAAACACGGGGAGGAAGUCUCUGAAGGACGCCGGCAUCGAGGUUGUUCAUGUCGAGGGAAUGGAAAAGGAGAUUUUGGACGUUGCUACAGCUGGGCACGUCAAGGAGUGA